AGAUUUGGAAACAUGGAUAUGCCCUGCGUGCAAGCUCAAUAUAGCCCUUCGCCUCCUGGUUCUAGUUAUGCCGCGCAGACGUAUGCUUAUGGAUCUGAGUAUGCCUCAGAGAUCAUGAACCCGGAUUACGCCAAACUGAACAUGGACUUAAGCAGUACUGCUGAAAUCACAGCCGCAGCUACCACCUCGCUGCCCAGCUUCAGCACCUUCAUGGAGGGUUAUUCUGGGAGUUAUGAAUGCAAACCCUCUUGCCUAUACCAAAUGCAGCCGUCGGGUCCCCGGCCCCAGGUCAAGAUGGAAGAUUCCCGGGGGCACAGUUACCACCAUCAUUCGUCCAUUCCGCCGCCUUCCUCCCCCUCGGAAGAGGAAGGGAUGCCCAGUACCUCUAUGUACUUCAAGCAGUCUCCCCCUUCCACCCCGACCACGCCCAGCUUCCCCACGCAGCAGACGUCCAUGUGGGACGAGGCACACCAGCUGCAGGCCACCCAGACUUGCCUCCCAACAAGUCACCUGAUGGAUGCCCCAAUGAAAACCGUGCCAGCUGCCGCACGCUUCCCUCUGUUCCCCUUCAAACACUCGCCACCUCACCCUCCAACCCCCACCGCAGUGGGCGGCCACCACCUCUGCUAUGAUCUCAGCCUCCAGCUAGGAGCCGCAGACCGGUCUGCUCCUAGUGGCCAGCCAGCCCCCAUGGAGGGCCACCCUUAUGGGCUACCGCUGACCAAGAGGGCUGCUGCCUUGGCUUUUCCCCAGCUGAGUCUGACAUCUACUGCUGCUGCCGCUUCAGCGGGGUCCAGUCUGCUAGGAGAGAGUACCAGCCUCCCAUCACCUCCCAGUAGGAGCUCCUCCUCCGGUGAGGGCACUUGUGCUGUGUGUGGGGACAAUGCAGCGUGCCAACACUAUGGUGUGCGCACCUGUGAGGGCUGCAAGGGUUUCUUCAAGAGAACAGUGCAGAAAAAUGCAAAAUACGUUUGCCUGGCAAAUAAAAAUUGUCCAGUAGACAAAAGACGUCGAAACCGAUGUCAAUACUGUAGAUUUCAGAAGUGUCUCAAUGUCGGCAUGGUUAAAGAAGUUGUCCGUACUGAUAGUCUGAAAGGAAGAAGAGGUCGGCUGCCUUCCAAACCAAAGAGCCCUUUACAGCAAGAACCUUCUCAGCCCUCUCCACCUCCUCCUCCAAUCAGUGUAAUGAAUGCCCUUGUGCGAGCUUUAACAGAUUCAACUUCCAGAGACCUGGAUUAUUCCAGGUACUGUUCCGGUGAUCAGGCUGCGGCAGGCACUGAUGCAGAACAUGUACAACAAUUCUAUAACCUUCUGACAGCCUCCAUCGAUGUAUCUAGGAGCUGGGCUGAAAAAAUUCCAGGAUUUACGGAUCUCCCUAAAGAAGAUCAGACUUUACUAAUAGAAUCUGCCUUUUUGGAGCUAUUUGUACUCAGACUUUCCAUCAGAUCUAACACAGCUGAAGAUAAGUUUGUAUUCUGCAAUGGACUUGUGCUUCAUAGACUUCAGUGCCUUCGUGGAUUUGGGGAAUGGCUCGAUUCAAUUAAAGACUUUUCCUUAAACUUAAAGAGCCUUAACCUCGACAUCCCCGCCUUAGCAUGCUUAUCAGCUCUCAGUAUGAUUACAGAAAGACAUGGGUUAAAAGAACCAAAGAAAGUAGAAGAGCUAUGCAACAAGAUUACAAGUAGUCUGAAAGAUCAUUUGGCUUUUGGAUGCCAGACUAAAGGACAACCUCUUGAGCCUGCAGAACCUAAGGUACUAGGUGCCCUUGCUGACUUACGUUCUCUCUGCACACUGGGACUCCAGCGCAUCUUUUACCUGAAACUGGAAGAUUUGGUUCCACCCCCUUCUAUUAUCGACAGGCUCUUUCUGGACACUCUGCCCUUCUGAA
Messenger RNA from Gracilinanus agilis (Agile Gracile Mouse Opossum), 1888 nucleotides. It is a transcript of the gene NR4A3, whose product is annotated as nuclear receptor subfamily 4 group A member 3. Gene Ontology annotation, cellular component: transcription regulator complex; nucleus. The record is from RefSeq and is a predicted model, not a curated record. The transcript has 7 exons. NCBI's taxonomy places the organism in Eukaryota, Metazoa, Chordata, Mammalia, Didelphimorphia, Didelphidae. Gene Ontology annotation, molecular function: nuclear receptor activity; RNA polymerase II cis-regulatory region sequence-specific DNA binding; zinc ion binding. Gene Ontology annotation, biological process: cellular response to corticotropin-releasing hormone stimulus; regulation of transcription by RNA polymerase II. The coding region runs from base 13 to 1887 and encodes 624 amino acids.